Didymodactylos carnosus is the source of this 1422-nucleotide messenger RNA. The record is from the annotation of a GenBank genome assembly. Lineage: Eukaryota; Metazoa; Rotifera; Eurotatoria; Philodinida; Philodinidae.
AUGAUUCAGAAUUUAUUUAUUUUUAUUUUUCUACUUUCAAGCAUCAAAACUCGUGUAUUAAAAUCACUUCGUGUUCUUCGUGUCAGAAACAAUUAUUCAGAAAAUUUUCUCUUUGACAUUGCAUCCAAAUUGAUUUCUGCUGAAACAGGUUCACAUCAUCAUCAACAACAUAAUAUUGAUUUACACACAUUACCAUUUUGUGGUGAGACACAAGCUAAAGGAUUAUUAAAGUUAUGGAAUAUUACACGUUUUGAUCAACUAUCGUAUACACUCAGUUUAAAAUUAAUUAAAUUUCACCCACAACUCGUAUUAAUAUUACUUGACAAUCAAUUACAAGAAAGUUUAAAAUUACAGAAAAGUUAUGAUGUCGGCGACUUCUUUAGUGAAAAUGAAAAAAUAUUUUCAAAAUUAUGUCAUGGUCAAUCUUCACUGUUCUAUCAACAGUUAUGUCAAUAUGUUCUUGAUUUAUUAGGAAAAGGAAUACGAUCUAGUCAAUCUAGUCAAGCAUUACCCCAAUUUAUUUCUACUUAUACAAAACAAUAUUUUCAUCAUGCACCACAACAAAUGAUUGAAUUAUUAAAAUUAGUGACAACCGAUCAAGAUAUACAAGCAAAACAAAGUUGGUCAUCGACGUUGCCUUCUCUCGAAUUUCCACGUAAUUUUUCCCAACAAGACUAUAUUCAAGUAUUUAUGGUAUUAUAUGAACGAAUUUCUAAUUUAGAUACAAUAUUAAGUAUAUUUUUUACAAAUCAAACACUAAAUAAUUUAUAUUCUAUAGAAAAACGUCGUAAAUAUUUUUUUGAACAAAUUAUUCAACAAAAAAUUGGUGAACAAAAAUUUUUAAAAAAAUUAUAUCCAGUUGCAUCAUUUUAUAAUACUCUAACAGUGUUGCAAGAAUAUCCUCAAUUAACAUCAUCUUUGUCAAAAUAUUUAUUAAUCCAAGAAGAAAAAGAAGAACAAGUAGAUGCGAUUAAAAAAUUAAAAUAUUUGGAAUAUGAUUAUCUUGAACCAAAUUAUGAUAAUUAUUUAAAUUUAAUGAAACAAACAAAUGCUGAUGUAUCACAACGUCUCCAAAAUAUUUUAUCAUUAUUAAAAUGUGCCAUACGUAAUCGUCAAUGUGAAGAAAAAGUAUUAAUAUUUAUUGAAAAAAGUUUAGUAAAUGAACAAUUGAUGAUUAUUGAAGGUUUAAUUAAUACAAUGACAAAAUAUGAUAAUUAUUAUCAUUUAAAUUUAAUAAUCAAAUAUGAACAAAUUUUUGAAACAAUAUUUAAUUAUGCAUUCAUUCAUAAACAACGGACAUCAUCUACAUUAUCAAAGAUUUUUACAUAUGCAAUUCAUUUAAUAAUACAUGUUGAACAAUGUAAAUCAAAAAAGCUUCAAACCGAAAUAUUGACAUUUGCAAACAAAUUAAUUAAACGGUAA